AUGUCUGCACUUCGAAAGAAAUUUGGGGACGAUUAUCAGGUAGUGACCACCUCAUCUAGCGGGUCUGGAUUCAACCAGCCUCCCCCGGAGAAAAAGAGGAAGAGGCAGCGGUUCGUGGACAAGAACGGGCGAUGUAACGUCCAGCAUGGGAACCUGGGUGGUGAAACCAGUCGAUACCUCUCAGACUUAUUCACAACACUAGUAGAUUUGAAAUGGCGCUGGAAUCUCUUUAUUUUCAUCCUCACCUACACAGUGGCUUGGCUCUUCAUGGCCUCCAUGUGGUGGUGCAUCGCCUACAUCAGAGGAGACCUCAACAGAGCCCACAAUGACAAGUACACUCCUUGUGUGGCCAAUGUCUAUAACUUUCCCUCAGCCUUCCUCUUCUUCAUAGAGACCGAGGCCACUAUAGGAUAUGGGUACAGAUACAUCACAGACAAAUGCCCCGAGGGGAUCAUUCUCUUUCUUUUCCAGUCCAUCCUCGGUUCCAUUGUCGAUGCCUUUCUGAUCGGCUGCAUGUUUAUCAAGAUGUCUCAGCCCAAGAAAAGGGCCGAGACGUUGAUGUUCAGUGAACACGCUGCGAUUUCCAUGCGAGAUGGAAAACUAACUCUCAUGUUCAGGGUGGGCAACCUGCGUAACAGCCAUAUGGUCUCUGCGCAGAUCCGCUGCAAAUUGCUGAAAUCUCGCCAGACGCCCGAGGGCGAGUUUCUUCCGCUGGAUCAGUUGGAGCUGGACGUGGGUUUCAGUACAGGGGCAGACCAGCUCUUCCUCGUCUCACCACUAACGAUCUGCCAUGUGAUUGACACCAAAAGCCCCUUCUACGACCUCUCCCAGAGGUCCAUGCAAACAGAGCAGUUCGAAAUUGUGGUGAUACUGGAAGGAAUAGUAGAGACUACAGGGAUGACCUGCCAAGCGAGGACGUCUUACACCGAGGACGAGGUUCUGUGGGGACACCGCUUCUAUCCGGUUAUCUCCUUGGAGGAAGGCUUCUUCAAGGUGGACUACUCUCAGUUCCACGCCACAUUCGAGGUGCCCACCACUCCAUACAGCGUGAAGGAGCAGGAGGAGGCUCUGCUCCUCUCAUCACCCCUCAUGGCUCCUUCCUUGUGCAACAGCGGGGAGAAGAACAGCUCUCUGGACUGCCUGGAGACCCUGGAGGACAAUGACAGCACCACGAAGCUGCCUACCAAGCUCCAGAAGAUCACGGGGCGGGAAGGCCUGCCCAAGAAGCUACUAAGGAUGAGCUCCACCACCUCGGAGAUGACUUACAGCUUUGGAGACCUGCCCAUGAAGCUGCAGCGAAUCAGCUCGGUUCCAGGCGUCUCUGAUGAUAAGCUGUCGGGUAAGACCUCCAAGAUCAGCUCAGAGCCCAUGAGUAAGUCCGUGGCGGACUUACCUCCCAAACUGCAGCGACUGGCUGGGGGAGGAGGGGGCAGGAUGGACGGACACCUGCCGCCCAAACUCAGAAAGAUGAAUUCAGAUCGCUUUACAUAG
This is a messenger RNA of Anoplopoma fimbria (sablefish), 1491 nucleotides long. It is a transcript of the gene kcnj3a, whose product is annotated as potassium inwardly rectifying channel subfamily J member 3a. The transcript is spliced from 3 exons. The record is from RefSeq and is a predicted model, not a curated record. Gene Ontology annotation, molecular function: G-protein activated inward rectifier potassium channel activity. Gene Ontology annotation, cellular component: plasma membrane. NCBI's taxonomy places the organism in Eukaryota, Metazoa, Chordata, Actinopteri, Perciformes, Anoplopomatidae. Gene Ontology annotation, biological process: potassium ion import across plasma membrane; regulation of monoatomic ion transmembrane transport. The coding region runs from base 1 to 1491 and encodes 496 amino acids.